Auxenochlorella protothecoides is the source of this 870-nucleotide messenger RNA. RefSeq names its product 50S ribosomal protein L1. Gene Ontology annotation, cellular component: large ribosomal subunit. Gene Ontology annotation, biological process: translation. The record is from RefSeq and is a predicted model, not a curated record. The coding region runs from base 1 to 870 and encodes 289 amino acids. The transcript has 5 exons. Gene Ontology annotation, molecular function: RNA binding; structural constituent of ribosome. NCBI's taxonomy places the organism in Eukaryota, Viridiplantae, Chlorophyta, Trebouxiophyceae, Chlorellales, Chlorellaceae.
AUGUACAGCAGCAUUGAGUCCAAUAUUCGUGUCUCUGAGAUAAAUCCUAAUCAAGAUGCUGCCGACCCCCUCGCCUCGACCUCCGGUGCGGGUCCCUCCGCCGAGGCGACGCCCCCACCUCAAGGCUACCGCACCCUGGAUGGUCUACCCUUCCCCACGACGAUCCAGUCCAAGAAGAAGGAUCGAAUGGCUCCUAUUCCCCUCGCAACAGCCCUCGCCCGUGUCAAGGCCUCCAAGCGUGCCAAGUUCGACGAGACGGUAGAGCUGGCCCUGACUCUGGGUAUCGACCCCCGGCGGGGCGACCAGAUGGUCAGGGGCGUCACCCAGCUCCCGCACGGUACGGGGCGCAGCGUCCGCGUGGCCGUGUUUGCCAGCGGCGAGGACGCCAUCGCCGCCCGCGAAGCAGGAGCGGAGGUGGUGGGAGCCGAGGACUUGAUCGCCUCCAUCGCCGGCGGGGGCGGGCUGGACUUUGACAAGGCGGUGGCCACGCCCUCCAUGAUGCCCAAGGUGGGCCGCGUGGCUCGGAUCCUGGGGCCCCGCGGCCUCAUGCCCAACCCCAAGCUGGGUACCGUGACUGCCAACGUGGGCGAGGCGGUGGCGGCGCUGAAGCGGGGGAAGGUGGAGUUCAGGGCGGACAAGGGCGGCGUGGUGCAUGCAGGGCUGGGCAAGGUGUCCUUCACCGACGCCGCGCUGGCCGGGAACGUGGCAAGCUUCAUGGCCGCCAUCCUGGCGGCCAGGCCGCGCGGCCUCAAGGGCGGGGCGGGGGCCUACGUGCGCGCCGCCAUGCUUUCCUCCACCAUGGGCCCGGGCAUCCCCGUCAGCCUGGCCUCCCUCACCCAGGCGGCCGCUGCGGCCCAGGUCAACGCCUGA